This is a messenger RNA of Phycomyces blakesleeanus NRRL 1555(-), 957 nucleotides long. RefSeq lists its product as hypothetical. Gene Ontology annotation, molecular function: aspartic-type endopeptidase activity. Gene Ontology annotation, biological process: proteolysis. The record is from RefSeq and is a predicted model, not a curated record. The transcript has 3 exons. The annotation marks the transcript as partial. NCBI's taxonomy places the organism in Eukaryota, Fungi, Mucoromycota, Mucoromycetes, Mucorales, Phycomycetaceae.
UAUAUUGGCAUUGCUUCAAUCGGAACACCUCCGCAACAGUUUCGAGUUAGUUUUGAUACUGGAAGUGCAGACAUCUGGAUACCAGACAACCAGUGCAUUCGCUGCGGACUACACAACUUUUAUGAUCCAUUGCAAUCGUCCACUGCGACACAAGAAAAUAAAAAAUGGAUUAUAAAGUAUGGAGAUCGAUCAGCAGUAGAGGGUGUUACUGUCAAGGACACUAUCCAUUUGGGAGAUAUUCGAUACCCAUCCCAGAGAAUAGGGCUUGCUCGAAACGAAACACCUACACUAACCAAAGACAGCUUUCUUGAUGGAAUAUUUGGACUCGCAUUUCCCUCCAUAUCACGUACAGGGCUAAACGAAUCGGCGGUUCAGACCAUGUAUCGGACUGGUGCAAUUAAAUCUCCUGUGGUUGGUGUGUGGAUGGGUAGAACUGUGGCUGAUAAUGGUGCAGGCGAAUUGAUUUUUGGUGGAGUAAAUCCAAACCAUUUUUCAGGCAGGCUAAAGUACAUUCCAAUUGCAAAGAAGGGGUACUGGCAGAUAUUAAUGAACGGUGUUAAUGUCAAUGGAAAGGAGCAGUUGGAAGACCCUCUCCAGGCCUAUAUUGACACCGGAUCAACUCUCAUUAUAUUGCCUCCUGCAUUGUCUCAAAGUAUUCAUGGUGUCAUCCCUGGAGCCACCUACAGUCGUGAUGGUGGCUGGCGUAUUCCAUGCAAGAUAAAGCAGGAUUCCAAAGGAAUUGACAUUUCAUUCCGACUAGGGAAUCAUAACUUUCCUAUUAAAGUCUCCGACAUUGUACGAGAGAUUAUAGAUGAAAAUAAUCCUAGUCUUUGCUAUUCAGGUGUCACAGAAGCUGGAGGUGGAAUUGCAAUCCUUGGCGAUACGUUUCUUAAGAGCUAUUAUUCAGUCUUUGACUUUGAGAAAUCUCGUAUUGGGUUUGCACCCUCCAAAUCUUGA